AAAAUACGGCCCAAUUUGUUUUGUACACAUUAUAGGAGAAAAAGUUAUUUGGCAUAAAAGUUAGUUUAUCAGUUUAUUAGAAUGUUUAAGAUUUUCACCUUUAUUUAAAUGAAAAUAGUAAUAAUCUUUAGUAUAAACCUAUUUUAUAGCAGUGCUAUUCAAAGAGGUGGUCUGUGAACCAGUGCUGAUCUCUGAUGAAGCUGAGAGUAAGCUAUAAAUUUACUCUCUCACAGUUUCUAUGCAUCAAGGAUCCUGGCUGGGCUUAACUAAGUACCCCUGGCUCAUGAGAUUGUAGUCAAGCUGUUCUCCAGGGCUGCAGUCUUAUCUGAAGACUUUUUUUUUUAAUUAAUGAUUUUUAUUUUUUCCAUUAUAGUUUGUUGAAAACUUAAUUGGAGUAGGAUCUCCCUCUAAGCUCACACACCGAGCCCCCCUCAGGGCUGCCUCACCUGGCACCUGGCUUCCCCAGAGUCAGUAAUCCAAGUGAGAAUGAGAGCAUUUGAAAUGAAAGUCACAUCCUUUUAUAACCCAUUUUUGGACAUGACAUCUUAUCAAUUCUGCUUUUAUAUUGCUUCUGCUAUUCUAAGAAAUGAGUCACUUAAUUAUACAUUAUGGUAUUAGUUGUGCCUUUUUCUUGGUUUUCCUAGCAUCUUUGAAGUAUUACUAAAUGUAACUAUUUUAAUAGUAUUAGGAAAUGCAUAUUUCAUUCAUAAGUGAAAUUUUGUUUCUUAUUGUACUUUACAGUAUACAAAUGAAUGUUUCAUAUGUUGGAAGGUGCUGUCAAUAUUCGAUCGAUUUUCAUAAUUCUGUACCAUGUGCAGAUUUAAUAACAAGUUUACACCAUGGAUGGCACAAAAGAGAAGAAUGACAGCACAAAGGAAAGGAAUGACAACUACAAAGAUGAUCUUCUGUUUAGGAUGGGACUUAAUGAUAAUAAAGCUGGAAUGGAAGGAUUGGAUAAAGAGAAAAUUAACAAAAUUAUAAUGGAGGCCACAAAGGGGUCUAGAUUUUAUGGAAAUGAGCUCAAGAGAGAAAAGCAAGUCAACCAACGAAUUGAAAAUAUGAUGCAACAAAAAGCUCAGAUUACCAGCCAGCAGCUAAGGAAAGCACAAUUACAGGUUGACAGAUUUGCAAUGGAAUUGGAACAGAGCCGGGAUCUGAGCAAUACCAUAGUGCACAUUGACAUGGAUGCUUUCUAUGCAGCCGUAGAAAUGAGGGACAAUCCAGAACUAAGGGAUAAGCCCAUUGCUGUAGGAUCAAGGAAUAUGUUGUCUACUUCGAAUUACCAUGCAAGGAAGUUUGGUGUUCGUGGAGCCAUGCCAGGAUUUAUUGCUAAAAGACUCUGCCCUCAACUGAUUAUAGUGCCCCCCAAUUUUGACAAAUACCGAGCUGUGAGUAGCGAGGUUAAGGAAAUAUUUGCUGAUUAUGAUCCCAAUUUUAUGGCCCUGAGUCUUGAUGAAGCCUACUUGAACAUAACAAAGCACUUAGAGGAAAGGCAAAAUUGGCCUGAGGACAAAAGGAAGUAUUUCAUCAAAACAGGGAACUCUCUAGAAAAUGAUAAACCAGGAAAGGAAGUUAAUAAACUGAGUGAGCAUGAACGAUCCAUCUCUCCACUACUUUUUGAAGAUACUCCUGAUUUGAAGUCCCCAGGAAAUUCUUUUCAAGUGAACUUUGAAGAGCCGAAUAAUCCUCAAAUGACCCAAAACUCAGUUGUUUUUGGAACAUCAGCUGAGGAAGUGGUAAAGGAAAUUCGUUUCAGAAUCGAGCAAAAAACAACACUGACAGCCAGUGCAGGCAUUGCACCAAAUACAAUGUUAGCAAAAGUCUGCAGUGAUAAGAAUAAACCAAAUGGACAAUACCAAAUUCUCCCUAACCGACAGGUUGUGAUGGACUUCAUCAAGGACUUACCCAUUAGAAAGGUUUCUGGAAUAGGAAAAGUUACAGAGAAAAUGUUAAAGGCUCUUGGAAUUAUUACGUGUACAGAUCUCUACCAACAGAGGGCAUUACUUUCUCUCCUUUUCUCUGAAACAUCUUGGCAUUAUUUCCUUCAUAUUUCCCUGGGUCUAGGUUCAACAUGCUUGCCCAGGGAUGGAGAGAGGAAAAGCAUGAGUGUUGAGAGGACAUUCAGUGAGAUAAAUAAAGCAGAAGAGCAGUACAGCUUGUGCCAAGAACUUUGCAGUGAACUUGCUCAAGAUCUGCAGAAAGAAGGACUUAAGGGUAGAACUGUUACCCUUAAGCUGAAGAAUGUGGAUUUCGAAGUAAAAACUCGUGCAUCUACAGUUUUAUCUGUUAUUUCUACUGCAGAAGAAAUAUUUGCCAUUGCUAAAGAAUUGCUAAGAACAGAAAUUGAUGCUGAUUUUCCACAUCCCUUGAGAUUAAGACUUAUGGGUGUGCGGCUAUCUAGUUUUCCUAAUGAAGAAGAGAAGAAACACCAACAGAGAAGCAUUAUUGGCUUCUUACAGCCUGGAAACCAAACCCUGUCAGCCACUGGGUGUAUGCUAGAGAAAACUGACAAAGAUCAGUUUCCAAAACCUCUGGAAAUGUCUCAUAAGAAGAGUUUCUUUGAUAAAAAACGAUCUGAAAGGAAAUUGAGCCACCAAGACACAUUUAAGAGUGAAAUUGUAGACAGACAAAGUUUACCGACAUCACAAUCAUUCCAAGUUUUAAAGAAGAAGAGGAGUGAGAAUUUAGAAACAUUGGAGAAUUCAGAUAAUGGUCAGGUAUUUACCUGUCCUGUUUGCUUUAGGGAGCAAGGAAGCAUUGGUCUGGAAGCCUUUAAUAAACACGUAGAUGCAUGUCUUGAUGGGCCUUCAGUGAGUGGAAACUCUAAAAUGUCCUCGUGUUCACAUGCUUCCUCUACAGAAGCGAAUCAGAAAGAACAUGUACAUGAUUCUAUUUCACUCUUUGAGAAGCAGGAUUACAGAACCCAUCAGAAGAAUACAGAGAUCACUUCAGUAGAUUCUGUGGAACUGGUAGAGACUGUCAGUAACCCAUCUAAUGCAGAGGGUGUAGAUGCUUCAAGUAAUAAACACAGUGAAGAAGAAUGUUCUAAUCUUCCAAGCAAAUCACUUCAUAUGGAACAUCAUCCGCAGAAUCCUUGUACUGUUGCACUGGAAAAUGACGAUGUUGGGUCAUUAGGAAGGCAGGAACCCCCCCAACCUUAUUUAUAUGAAGUGACCAGUGACCAAGUUCUAGUUUGUCCGGUUUGUAAUCUAGAACAGAAGACUUCAGAUCUUACCUUGUUCAAUGUGCAUGUGGAUGUUUGCUUAAACAAAGGCAUUAUCCAGGAACUGAGAAAGGAUAAAGUUAGUCCAGUUAACAGACCCAAAGAUAGCACCAAAACUACUGAUAACCCGGGCAAAGUACAGAAGAUUGGAACAAAAACUAAAAGGCCAGGAUUGAUGACAAAGUACUCGGCAUCAAAGAAAACAAAAUCAAACAAUCCCAGACAUACCAUUGACAUAUUUUUUAAAUGAAUAUUGAACAUUUUAUCUUUAACUUUUGAUUGAAACUUGUUACUUUAUAAUCAAUGAAUGUAUUCUUGGUUAUUUCAAGUUUACAUGUUCAUUUAGUGAAAGGCAAGUGCAAUAAUCCCUCCCUAAAUGACAUUUUUUAUAGGAAUUUGAAAUAUACUAAUUUACUUCUGUAUAUUUUUUUAAUGACCAUGAGAAUUUCACUUCCAUUAUCCUUCAGUUGGAAAUCAUUCCUGUUGGAGAUAAUUUUUAAAUGAGAAAUUAGUAAUGGGAUCAGAAAGUGAUUUAUUGCCUCAUGAUAUUUUAUAGUGAAUAUAAAAACAUAUGUUUAGGAGUUCUCGUCAUGGCUCAGCGGAAAAUGAAUCUGACUAGCAUCCAUGAGGACACAGGUUCGAUCCCUGGCCUCACUCAAUGGGUUAAGGAUCUGAUGUUGCCAUGAGCUGUAAUGUAGGUCACAAGAUGCAGCUCGGAUCCGGCGUUAUAAGGGCUCUCAGAGGUUCAGACAAACCUAUUUUAGCACAUGAAUUUUUCAGCACUUAACAACUUUGUUGGCACUGGACUGCUAUGUUUGAUCUUAGUAUCUUCUACAAUUUUUGUAUAACUAUAUUUUAGCUCCUAGUAUCUUCAGAUACCUCAUGAGCAUUCAUAAUUAAUUUUAUCAUAAAUUCUAUGAAGAGUAUUAGCUUAGCAGAACUAGUAUGAGAGGUUUUGUUACCUUCAGGAAAAUAGCAUCACAGUAUUAUUUUCUGUUAAAAGAAUUUUUGUUUAAAAUAUGAUUACUCAUUUGAUUUUUUAAAAUUAAAACUUCUUUAUCUAAUAAGUAAGCACUUGGUUCACUUUAAAAAAUAUUUAGUCUAAGAUUCAAGAUAAUUAUUUUCUUUUUUUUUGUCUUUUUGCCAUUUCUUGGGCUGCUCCCUCAGCAUAUGGAGGUUCCCAGGCCAGGGGUCUAAUCGGAGCUGUAGCUGCCAGCCUACAGCCAGAGCCACAGCAACGCGGGAUCGGAGCUGUGCGACCUACACCACAGCUCAUGGCAACACCGGAUCGUUAAUCCACUGAGCAAGGCCAGGGAUAGAACCUGCCACCUCAUGGUUCUUAGUCGGAUUCGUUAACCACUGUGCCACGACGGGAACUCCAAGAUAAUUAUUUUCUUAUCCAGGACUUUUAAAUCAUAAAUUUCAUUUCUUGGCAGUUGUAUUUGCACUUUACACAAAUCUGUAAAAAAAAAGGAUAAAUUUACUCUCACUUUAUUUUCAGGAUGACCUUCAAGGGAAAAAUGUGCAAUUCAAAAGAUUAAUGUGGGUUAAAACACCUUCUUUAGGAGUUCAUGUUGUGGUUUAGUGGGUUAAGGCCCCAACGUUAUCUUUGUGAGAAUGCAGGUCCGUCUCUGGUCUUGCCAGUGGGGUAAGGAUCCAGCAUUGCCGCAAGCUGUGGCAUAGGUCACAGAUGCAGCUCAGAUCCAGUGUUGCUGUGGCAUAGGCCUCAGCUGCAGCUAGAAUUCAACUCCUGGCCCAGGAAUUUCCAUAUGCUACAGGUGUGGCUAUAAAAAGAAGAAAAACAAAAAACAUAAAACCUCAUUUAUCUUAAUUAUAUCUCUAUCAUGUUUUUAUUAAUAUUUGUGAAAGAAGAUAGCCUAACAGUAGUUAGCUUCAGUAGUUACUCCAAAUACUUUUGUGUUAUCAAAAAUUUAAUUGAAACAUAAAGAUGGAAACCAUUUUCUCUUACUACUUUAAGGAACUCAAUCUUUUGUCCUCAUAUUUUUGUUUCUUCUUUUCAUAUUUUAUAGCUCCUUACCCAAAUGUAUAAAGAAAUAGCAUUUUAAGAAUAGCUUAAAUUAGAAUCUCACACAACCUUUAGUCAAGUGGUAAUUUGAGUUUAUUACUGGAUGGUUUAAAAUUAGCUUUAGUAUUAGCAUGCCAAUCUCAUGCCUAAUAUUAUUAUACGCUAUGGUGAAUACCCAGUUGUGGAGCUCAGUUCUUGAUUGUAUGAUUACUUAUGUAAAUUCUAUACAAAAUUAAGUUCAAUGAAACAUUUAUUUAACAUAUUGAAAAGUAGAUAGCACCAUAUUUAGUUAUUUUCUAUCUUGUUUCAAGUUUAUUUUUAUUGUAUAUUUUCAACAUUAAAUACUAAAUUAUUUUCAUUUAGAUGAUUCAUUUCACUGAAUUUAGUAAUAGUCAAUAAAAAUUUUAAAUGAAAUUUUAAAUGUUUAAUCUUUUAACCAACAGAAAUGGUUUCCUUUCUACCAAAGGGGUUUUUUAGCUAGGCACAUUGCUAUCCUCAAACAAAAUCAGAUUCUAUUAUUAAAUUGUUAGUUUUCUACUCUUAGUUUUCUACUCUUUCUCCACCUCCAUUGCUUUUACUCUUAUUUUCUUUGCCCAGAACUUUUUCCACAUCCUUUUCUGUUUAUCUAAUAAUGCAACUCAUUUUCUUUUUAUUAUAAGUUUGUUUGGGGGCAUUUUUUUUUAAAAUACAGCAAAACUACAAAGAAUAAGCAUCUAUAAUCUUGCCUACUUAAGGGUCAGAGUACAGGGAACCACCUGGAAGAACAUAUUUGCAACACAUAUAAUUGGCAAAAUGCUAGUAUCCAAAAUGUAUAUAACCCAGAAUAUAUAAAUGACUCCUAUGAAUCAGUAAGAAAAAGACAAACAAUAAUAAAAAUUCAGAUAAAAGUCUUUAAAUGGCACUUUACAUAAAAAGAAAUCCUGGAAUCUCAGCAUGAUGCAGGGGUUUAAGAAUCUGAAUGCAGCAGCUGGGCUCUGGCCCAGGAACUUUCAUAUGCCAAGGGUGCGGCCAUUAAAAAAGAAAGAAAGAAAGAAAGAGAAUAAAAGAAAGAAAGAGAAAAAUCCUGGAGUUCUGUUUUGCAUGUUCCCUGUUGGCUUAGUGAGUCAGGGAUCUGGCAUUGUCAAUGCUGUGGCUUGGGCUGCUGCUGUGGCGUGGGUUCAGUCCCUGGCCCAAGAACUUCUGCAUGCCUUAGGUGUGGCCAAAAAAUAAAGAGGGCCUGGAAAUGCAAGGGGGUUUUUCAGCUAGGCACAUUGCUAUCCUCAAACAAAAUCAGAUUCUAUUAUUAAAUUGUUCUUACCUAUUAAAAAAAAGCUAUAUAAAUCACAACAUAUAAUGAUGAAAUUUUAAAAGUAUUCCUUAAAAUAACACAAGAGCACCCUCGUAUUUUCCUGGAGAGCAUAACCAAUAAAUAAAAGAAAUAAGAUGAAUAAAAACUGGAAACAAAGAAUAAAAGUAAAACUUUAUUGUCAGAUGAUAUGCUUAUCUACAUUUUUUAAAAUUUACAUUUGAGAAAGGAAUUCACCAAGUUUAAGGCUGUAAGAUCAGUGUACAAAAUAAGUGGCAUUUCCAUACAACAGCAAUAACUAAUUAGAAAAUAGGACAAUAAUUUAUAAAGGACCUAAAAGGAGUUCCCUAGUGGCUCAGCGGGUUAAGUAUCUGAUGCUUUCACUGCUGCGGCACGGGUUCAGUCCCUGGCCCUGGAACUUUCACAUGCCACAGACAUAGCCAAAAAAAAAAAGAAAAUUAAAAAAAUAUAUAUAAGGGAACCAAAGGGGCCUGGCCACGGGUGGGAAGAAGGGAACGAUCUGUCAAAAUAUGUACAAGAACUUGGGAAUUACAAAAUACUGUUGAAAGGCAAACAGUAUGUCUGAGUAAAUUCAAAGAGGAAUCCUUUUCAUAAAUAGGAAGAAUAACUAUCUCAAAGAUAACGAUUCUCCCCUAAUUUCUAUAAUUUCAGUAAAAUUCAAAAUAAAACUUCUCAUGGUUUUUCUUGGAAGAUGGUAAGUAGAUCCUACAUUUGUAUGGAAGAGCAAGUCCCAUGAAUAAUCAGGUAGAAGAAUAGGCCCUAUGUCAUAUCAGCAUUGAUUAUAAAUCUGCAGUAAUUACUACAGUCCACUAAUAGAGUAGUAUUGGCAUGAGUAUGGACAUUUCAGACCACUCAGUACAAAAAGUAUUUGCUGUUUAAUAAAUGCGUGCCUAAACUCUGACCUUCCAACUGAUUUCUCAGCUUCUGCGCUAAACAUUUUGCACACUUUUUGCAGAUUAGUAUAAACAGUGUUUACAUGAUGUCACUUUAAAAUCAGAAACAAACCCAAAAAAGAUUUCAAAGUUCUCCACUCUGUCCAGGAUCAGCAGGAGUUGAGGAGAAGAUGAUGAUUUCUAUGUUGCAAACACCAUGACAGAUUUCAAGCUAUCGACAUAUUAUCAACCAGUUCACAAAAUUUCUGAAAAUUUAACAAUUGGCUCUUGGAGGCCGGUACAGGCUAGCUCCCGCAAAUCACUCUCCUUGGUGCUUACCAAGCACUGGCUUGGCAUUCAAGGUCAAUCAAAUCACACUGCAUAGCUUGUGACUAGACUAAACCAAGCUAUUUCUCCCUUCCAGUGUCACGCUCAGUUGCUCCCUCUGCCCAGGAUGUGCUUCCUGAAUGCUCCUUUGCCCUCUCCCACCACACACAACUAACUAGUCAUCUUUCGCCUCAGCCCAAGGGCCGCCUUCAGGAAAGAGUCCCUGCCCACUAGGAAAACUCAUCAGUCCCUUUUUUGUGUGGUUCUGAUUCUCUGUGAAGACACUGAAAUAUUCUUUGCUGUGAUUUUGCUGUGGUCUUGCCCAGCGAGGUUGUUGGCUGCUGGAGAUCCUGGAUGACCUUUCACUGAUCUCUGAAUUCUAAGAAGUAAACCCUGGCACUGAGUAGGUGUUAACUAUCUUUUGUUGACCCAUAAAUGAAUAAAUUAUACGUGCCCAAA
Molecule: messenger RNA, 8213 nt
Organism: Sus scrofa (pig)
Lineage: Eukaryota; Metazoa; Chordata; Mammalia; Artiodactyla; Suidae
Gene: POLK
Product: DNA polymerase kappa
Biological process (GO): error-prone translesion synthesis
Cellular component (GO): nucleus
Molecular function (GO): DNA-directed DNA polymerase activity; damaged DNA binding
Source: RefSeq, a predicted model, not a curated record